This is a messenger RNA of Sycon ciliatum, 2951 nucleotides long. RefSeq names its product iduronate 2-sulfatase-like. Lineage: Eukaryota; Metazoa; Porifera; Calcarea; Leucosolenida; Sycettidae. The record is from RefSeq and is a predicted model, not a curated record. The transcript is spliced from 5 exons. Gene Ontology annotation, cellular component: cytoplasm. Bases 784 to 2481 code for a protein of 565 amino acids. Gene Ontology annotation, molecular function: iduronate-2-sulfatase activity.
UACAAUAUUUUUUUCUUUCGAUUUAUUUGGGGCUGAGAGUUCUGUUUCGCGCGUUCUGUUUCGCAUCUUUGUAUUUUUGCCAAUGUCAGGAUAGAUCUGCCUUCUACUAGCUCGACGCGCUAUCGCUUCACACAGCACGGCAGGCAGCACUGGUCCUGGUAGGACCUUCUCAGGUUUCUGCAGUAGCCAUAGAGAGUGCAUAGCUAGCGCGGAGAAUGCUCUAGCGCGCCUCGUCAGCGCUAGCGCCUCCAUGAUCCAGCUCCUAGCUCCACUCUCCAGUCCACCAACCCACCGCUCUGGCUCGUGCUGCGAGAUCGCCGUGACAUGUCGCCAGGACAGUCGCUAACGUUAGUAUUGUGACAGUGUCCGUAAUGAAUGAAAACGAUGCCGGAGCUAGCUCUGGUCGCCAGGAUUAUCACAUAACCGCAGGCUUGAACCACUAGCGCUUGAUCGAUUCUCGCACUGGGCGAAGUUAAAAAGUUAGUUAGUUCGAAGGUGGUCAGUCGCUCUGGAUUUAUGUCAGACUGCUGCCUCAUGCAAAUAAUCGGAUUCGGGAAUGCUGGGCAAACAAGUUGAGCUCGAUCUGAUCUGCAUUUUGGCUACAUCAUACAUGACCAUCCGUGAGUCGUGUGUGUGACGUCAUCAGUGGAGAUUGUAGCCUAGUCUGGAGCACUCGGUGACUGUCCUGGCUGAGUGUUAUCAACUGCGGUCUAGGGUUACAAUACCCCCCGUCUCUCAAGGACAGUUCAGCGCAGCACGGCACAGCGUCGUUUGACAAGGAUCAUGGAGCCGGUGACGAUCAAACGCAGCGGUACAGCCCUUCUGCUGCUGUUGCUAUGCACGCUAGCCGGCGCUCAUGCAGGCGGGGAAAACUCGGCGGCCGAGGAGCGCAUGAACGUUCUGUUCCUUGUCGUGGACGAUCUACGACCGGCCCUGGGCGUGUACGGCUAUCCGGGUGUCAGCACGCCGCACAUCGACAGGUUUGCGACGGACGGUGGCGUGGUGUUUGAGCGUGCCUACUGUCAGCAGGCCGUGUGCGCACCGAGUCGUACGUCGUUCUUGACCGGCCGACGUCCGGACACGACGCGUCUGUAUGACUUCUACUCGUACUGGCGCCAGGCAGCGGGCAACUUCACCACGCUGCCGCAGCACUUCAAGGAGAACGGCUACUUUGCGGCGUCCAUCGGCAAGGUCUUUCACCCGGGUAUAGCAUCUAAUCAUACAGAUGAUUAUCCGUUGAGUUGGUCUGUACCGGCAUACCACCCACCGACACAAAAGUACAAGGAAGCCAAGGUAUGCUCUGGCCCUGACUCGAAGCUACACAUGAACCUGCUGUGUCCUAUUCGCAAUAUCAGUGCAAUGCCCGGAGGAUCCUUGCCUGACAUCCAGAGCUCUGACUAUGCCGUGUCGCUGCUGAGGCAGAUCGCCAAAGGCCCUGGAGACCGCACGCGGAGCAUGCUACCCACGGGCGAUCCUGUCCCUAGGGAGCCGUUCUUUGUGGGUGUCGGAUUCCAUAAGCCACAUGUUCCCUUCAAGUUUCCUGCAGAAUACCUGGACUUGUACCCGCUGGACAAGAUUGCACCUCCCAGCGAUCCCAACCUUCCGCUUGGCAUGCCGCCGGUAGCGUACGAACCAUGGACGUCACUACGACGGCGAGAGGAUGUCAUUGCGCUCAACGCUUCCUUCCCGUACGGACCGCUGCCUGCAGACUUUCAGCUGAAGAUCCGUCAGCAUUACCACGCUGCUGCCAGCUACACGGAUGCCAUGCUGGGCAAGGUGCUGGAUGAGCUGGAUGCGCUUGGUCUGCGCAACCGGACAAUCGUCACCUUGAUCGGCGAUCACGGCUGGGCACUGGGAGAACAUGCAGAGUGGGCCAAGUUCAACAACUUUGAAGUCGGUGUGCGCGUGCCGCUCAUCGUGCGAGUGCCGGGGGUCACAGACUCGCGCGAAGAACUCGCCGCACCUCGCUUCGUCAGCGAGUUCGUCGAGCUGGUGGACGUGUUCCCGACCGUAGCCGACCUUGCCGGCUUGCCCACGCCGUCGACGUGCCCGGAAGACUCCAGUAACGUACUGCUGUGCACGGAGGGUGCCAGCUUUGCGCCGCUACUGAAGCCAGCGCUCGGGGAGGAUGCCGCUCCGCAGAAGUGGAAGUCGGCCGCGUUCAGCCAGUACCCGCGCCCAGCCGAUCAGCCGCAAGAGAACAGCGACCUGCCGCACCUGGCCAAUAUCACGGUGAUGGGCUACAGCAUGCGCACGCUGCAGUACCGGUACACGCGCUGGAUGGCAUUCGAUAACACCGCCUUCCGCGCCAACUGGAGCGACGUGCGCGGCGAAGAGCUGUACGCACACGCGGGUAGCCACGGCGAUGAGACCGGGGAGGACAAGAACCUGGCCGGUGAUAGCGGUUUUGCUGAUGUAGUGGCUGAGCUGGCCGAUAAGCUGCGGCGGGGUUGGAGGGCAGCGCUGCCGCCAGCACCAUGAGAACGGCAGCAGCGGGGUGAGCAGACACGAUGAGCUGCCCAAUGCAAGGUUUGUGUUGUGCUGGUGUUAGCGAAGGUACUAGUAGAAUCAUACCUAAACUGACUUCACUCCCACCACAGGUCCGGUGUGCUCUGUGGCCGACCACACACACACCGGCGCUUCCCACAACAACAAGAGACAUAAUUAUAAUUCCUUUUGGCAGCUGUUUCAGUCAUUGAGACAUCAUAGAGAGAAGGUCGAGGUGUUGAAUGCUGCUGCUUACCGUCUUCCAGAAUAGUUUUGCUGCAGUAGUGUAUAUAUGUGAUUUUUUAUCAGUAAUUCAGUACUCUGAUUUUUCUUUUGGAAUAUAUGCCGGAGUGGCCAACAGCAUCGUUAUGUUACUUGAUGAUUCACAGAUUGCACCGAUAUGAGCUUGGAACUCAGAGUUGCAACAAGAUACUGUAAAAGCAGAAAUUUUCGGUUGUGUUUUA